UUAUCAACAUUUUAUGUUAUCUGUCAUAUAUUGUCACGCGUUCUUGCUUUAUUGUGUUAAAAAUAUAUUUGUAUUUUGUUUAUUUUUGGUGUACUAACAAAUAUCCUAUUUGUGUAAAGACGUUUAAUACUACAGUAACUACCCUUAGUGUUUAAGAUGAUAAGUGACGACGAUCGUGACAUUGAUAUCGAGAGUGAUGCGGAGAAUGAUUCUGAUUCCCGUACUCACAUGAGAAAUAGUCUCGGUGGAAGUGGUUAUUAUUCUCAGGCAGAAAAACGCGCACACCACAACGCUCUGGAGCGUAAACGAAGAGACCAUAUAAAAGACAGUUUCACUUCUCUAAGGGAAACUGUCCCUGCAUUGCAGGGGGAGAAAGUGGUAUGUAAUGCUAGCCGAGCACAAAUUCUAAAAAAGGCAGCGGAAUACAUUCAAUUCAUGAGACGGAAAAACAACUCGCACCAACAAGAUAUUGAUGAUCUGAAACGCCAGAAUACUUUGCUCGAGAACCAAAUAAAAGCAUUGGAAAAAGUACGAGCUACGGGCAACUAUAUUGAGGCACAUGAGUUAGCUCUUGGAAUCAAGUCGGAGGGCAGUUCCCAUGAUACGGAUAGUUCUGAUGGUGAAGGAACAACCAGACGCGUCAAGAAACUGAAGAUUAACAGCGUCAAUGUAUGAUUUAGAUUUAAAAUAAUGCAAUAGUGUGAAUCACUUUUUACUGGACUUUGAUUAUGAAAACGAAAAAAAAA
This is a messenger RNA of Papilio xuthus (Asian swallowtail), 746 nucleotides long. It is a transcript of the gene Max, whose product is annotated as MYC associated factor X. Gene Ontology annotation, cellular component: RNA polymerase II transcription regulator complex. Gene Ontology annotation, molecular function: protein dimerization activity; DNA-binding transcription factor activity. The transcript has 5 exons. The record is from RefSeq and is a predicted model, not a curated record. Lineage: Eukaryota; Metazoa; Arthropoda; Insecta; Lepidoptera; Papilionidae. The coding region runs from base 157 to 675 and encodes 172 amino acids. Gene Ontology annotation, biological process: positive regulation of transcription by RNA polymerase II.